Messenger RNA from Drosophila obscura, 704 nucleotides. Its product is annotated as Golgi-associated plant pathogenesis-related protein 1. The transcript has 4 exons. The record is from RefSeq and is a predicted model, not a curated record. Lineage: Eukaryota; Metazoa; Arthropoda; Insecta; Diptera; Drosophilidae. Gene Ontology annotation, cellular component: extracellular region. The coding region runs from base 76 to 633 and encodes 185 amino acids.
GUCUUGUCAUAUAUCAUUAGUUAAAAAUAUACAUUUUUCCAGAAAAAUUUCAACUCCAAAAAAAUAUUUUAAAAAAUGCAAGUGAAAUUUAUUGUGACUGUGUUAACACUUUGUGGGUUCGCCCAGAUCCAAGCUGAUUUCGCUGAGGAUUGUCUUAAAAAGCAUAAUGAGUACAGGAAAAAACACAGUGCCCCAGACCUAACAUUGGACCAGGAGUUGAGUAACGGCGCUGAAUCAUAUGCCAAGGAAUUGGCCGAAAAGGACGUAUUUGAGCACUCAAAAGCUCCUGGUCUUGGUGAGAACUUAUACCUUACUAUUGGAGGAGACCCGAAUGAUUGUGUAAAGGCGUGGUAUGAUGAAAUAUCCCUCUACGAUUUUAAGAAGCCAGGCUUCGCCAUGAACACCGGACACUUCACCCAAGUCGUUUGGAAGAGCACUACGAAACUGGGCAUGGGCAAAGCCAAUGGCAAAGAUCGCAAAGUCUAUGUUGUGGGACGGUACCAGCCAGCAGGCAAUACAAUGGGGAAAUUCGAACAGAAUGUUCUCAAAAGCAACAAUGGUGUUACCCACUCAGUGUCAUAUGGCUUUAUUGCUCUUGCUGCAGCUUGGCUUCGUAUUGAAUUUAUUGUUUAGAUCUAUUAAGAAUAGCUUAAAGUAUGCAGCGAAGUGCAUUGUAAUUUAAUAAAUUCAUAUAAUAAUAUAGC